GAUUUGUCCCUGAAUGUUGCACGAAAAUUACCAAACGCUUUCUUCAUCUAAAACUGAUUCAACUAUAAAUAUCUCGGUAAACAACAAACACCACAAGCAGUCAACAUGAAGUUGAUCGUAGCACUAGGUCUGCUCUGUCUUGUGGCGGUGUACGCCAGGGAACUAGAUGAUGAUCAAAAAGACCUGGUGACUGCCGCCAGCGGAAAAUCCCAUAAGCAUGAAGAAGGAGGUGGCAAGGAGCAUCACUCUCAUCAUCAUCAUGAACACGGAGAAAAGGGACACAAGGGCCACAAAGGACACCAUCACCACCAUAAAGGAGAACAUGGUGAUCACGGAAAACACCACCACGCUGGGCAUCAUCAUGAACAUGGCGGUGGUCACAAAAAACACUGGGAUGAACACGACCAUCACGGUCAUCAUCACGAACACGGACAUCAUCAUAAAGGCGAAAAACAUGGCCAUAAAAAACAUCAUGACAAGGGAGAGAAAACAGAUGGUUACCACAAAAAAUACCACAAGGACAGCUACCAUAAGGAUCAUCACUUCUACGAUGACCACCACCAUGAAGGCAAGCACCACAAGCACGGUAAACAUCACGGCCAUCACGAAAAGCAUGGAGGAGACCACAAAAAGGGAGGUCAUCAUGAAAGUGGACAUCAUGAACACAAGCAUGGCAAGCAUGGUCAUCAUGACAAGCAUCAUUACGAUGAAGAUCACCACGGCCACAAGGGACACCAUGGGCACGAAGAGCAUCAUCACCAUCACCAUGACCACGGCAAGAAAGGUGGACACAAAGACCAUAAGGAAUGGGGCUUCCACCAUGGCAAACAUUAAACGCUUCUGUGAUAUUAAUGAUAAUAAGAAAUGUCGUUUAACGCAAAAUGACAAAAUAUGUUCAAAACAAAAUAAUUAUAAUCAAUGAUUAUUUGUAACUUUGUCUUCAAAAAUACCUGAAGAUAUUUUGUCACUUUGUGGUGUUCUAGUUGGU
Pieris rapae (cabbage white) is the source of this 988-nucleotide messenger RNA. RefSeq names its product histidine-rich glycoprotein-like. The coding region runs from base 106 to 834 and encodes 242 amino acids. The transcript has a single exon. NCBI's taxonomy places the organism in Eukaryota, Metazoa, Arthropoda, Insecta, Lepidoptera, Pieridae. The record is from RefSeq and is a predicted model, not a curated record.